Drosophila eugracilis is the source of this 393-nucleotide messenger RNA. Its product is annotated as acidic proline-rich protein PRP33. The transcript has a single exon. NCBI's taxonomy places the organism in Eukaryota, Metazoa, Arthropoda, Insecta, Diptera, Drosophilidae. The record is from RefSeq and is a predicted model, not a curated record. The coding region runs from base 41 to 322 and encodes 93 amino acids.
UUUGCUAAGUCAAUCAUCUACCAAAACCAAAACAAUCAAAAUGCGCGUCUUCUUCCUCGUUGCUCUGCUCGCCAUGGUGGCUCUGGUUGCUGUCCAGGGACAUCGUCCUCAUGGACCUCCGCAGGGUGGUCAGGGGCCACCUCAGGGAUCAGGAGGUCAGGGACCACCCCAAAGACCUCCUCAGGGACCUCCUCAGGGACCUCCCCAGGGACCUCCCCAAGGACCUCCUCAGGGCGGCAACUCAUCAUCCUCGCAGGAGUCUUCCUCCCAGGAGGACUCCAGUGAGUCUUCCAGCGAGUCGUCCAGCGAGGCAUCCGCCUAGGUUCCUCGCUGCGUUAACUCGAUCGCCGAGUCCUUUAAAUAAAAACUUUCAAAACACUUUGAAUAAAGAUA